ACACGCGCUGGAUUUCGAUCUGAAUCCUGAAAAAUCGACUCUUUCCUUGUCCGGCUCUGCGCCCUGCCCCGCCAUGAAAAUGAUUACGUGAAUAUCAGCUCCUCCUCCUCCUUCCUGCUCCCUAUAUAUCCGUGAUCUCUCUCUCUCUCUCUCUCUCUUUCACAUGUCAUCAGCGUACGUUCUUCUCCCGGGGGCGUGAGGUUGGAGGGGGAGAGGGAAGCAGCAGGGGGGGCGUGGCGUGGCGUGGCGUGGGUUUGGUUGGAUUGCAGCCCGACCCACGUCUUGUUUUCCUCCAGAUAUUGGUUUUUUAUUCGUUUUCCUAGGAGAUAAUGAUAUGCCCUUUUCCUGGGAGCUUGCGUGAUGGGAGCAAUGCGGGCAGACGUGAGGGGAGGAGUAAUUGGUGGAGGUCGGUGACAGCUUCGGGACUUCAUUGACUUUCUCCUUCUGGACCAGCGAAAGAUUCCAAAUCUUCGUCUCCAUCUCUGUAUCUCCCUCGCUCUGUCUCUGCUGCGUUGAAUUGCUUCUUCUUGGAUCCGUUCCGAGAAAACUGGUGUACAGGGCGGAAGAGGGUGUUUGGUAGAUGUGGGUAUGGAUCUGUGAGUGCAUUCCUAAUGUUGCUGGCUUUAUUCGGUGGCGUUGUGCUUAUUUCAUUGAGGGAAGACUGUUCAUAGGUUCGAGUCGUUGUUUGGUGUGUGAGUGUGUGUGGCGUGAUGGAUCAGACGAGACGUGAUCUGGAAACUGGUGGAGGCUUGAAUCAGGCUGAUUCUGGGACGAGGGAGCAUUCUGAGCAUUCGGUCGGUGAGGCUGAUGUUGUGAUUGAUUUAGAGGAUGGUCCCAUGACAAGUGCGCGAGUCGGGCAAUCGGAGAAUCGAAGCAGUGAUUUGGGUUCAAGCGGGGUUCCCGUCGAAGUGUCUGAUAAUACCAUUGUGGUUCAUCAAGAGAGAAGUGAUGGGUCAUUUGGGCAAAUGGGUGAUCAAGGGACGAGCAGAAGUUCUGAGAAGGACGGUGUCGAUCAAGGAUCGGAAGCAAAGGAGGGCGGAGAAUUGAAGUCCGAGAAGGUAGUGGAGGAGGAUUUAAAGAAGAAUGUCUCUGCAAAAGGGGAUGAUUCGUAUCUGAUUGAUGUCCAGUGCAGUAAUGUUGGUGGUGGCCGCGGCGAAAGCGGCGAAGGGGAGAGAGUUUGCAGGAUUUGUCAUCUGACUUCUGAGCAAUCGGUGGAUGCUAUUCCGGGGAUGACGAUGGAUGAUGAUAUGACUUCUGAGACGUCGAGUAUGGAAUUGAUUCAGCUCGGAUGUGGGUGCAAAGAUGAGCUUGGGAUUGCGCACAGUCACUGUGCCGAGGCAUGGUUUAAACUGAAAGGGAAUAGGUUCUGUGAAAUUUGUGGUGAAACUGCCCAAAAUAUCUCCGGCAUCGGAGAUACUAGAUUUAUGGAGGAGUGGAACGAAAGAAGACUUACUCUUCCCAAUAUUAACUCGCCAGAAAGAGGAGGGUGUUGGCGGGGACAACCGUUUUGUAAUUUCCUGAUGGCGUGUCUGGUGAUAGCUUUUGUGCUCCCAUGGUUCUUCCGUGUAAAUAUGUUCUAGGAGGUGGUGUGGGUGAUCGUAGAGAGAUUCUUUACAUUCUUGGAUAUCUAUACUUGUCACCACACGGUGCUGCUUCUGGGGUCACGGCACGGACCGAGCUAUCGUUAGUCUCAGCAAUUUCUCCGCGAUUUCUUCCGCAGCUUCCGAACAUCAGAAUUGCAACAUGGAUCGACUCCCUUGAUCGACAUGAUAUGAUUGCGGUGAUCUGGGUUGGUAUACUCUUGAAAUUUCUUACAUUUUGCAGGGGGAGCUCGACAACAAUGCCUUGAUUCACGAAAAACUGGAAAGUUGCUGCUUACAACUUGAUACAUCGUCUCCUCAUGGAUUUGCCUUGUUACUUUUGUCUGUUCAUACGCCAUCUGUAGAUAUUGCAGUUCUUUACAGGAUCAUCGACAGAUUUACGACAAUUUGGAACGCAGCCUUUUUACCUUUCAAACUGCUUUUUGUCUGAAUUUAUAUGUAAACGUCCGUCCUUCAUCAAACUAUGGUUGCUGCAUUUUUUCGUGGACACGCAAUGUUGUGAUAAUUUGGACUUUGGAA
Molecule: messenger RNA, 2120 nt
Organism: Eucalyptus grandis
Lineage: Eukaryota; Viridiplantae; Streptophyta; Magnoliopsida; Myrtales; Myrtaceae
Exons: 2
Coding region: 711-1580 (289 amino acids)
Molecular function (GO): zinc ion binding
Source: RefSeq, a predicted model, not a curated record